Messenger RNA from Scomber scombrus (Atlantic mackerel), 2572 nucleotides. It is a transcript of the gene arsa, whose product is annotated as arylsulfatase A. The transcript has 8 exons. The record is from RefSeq and is a predicted model, not a curated record. Lineage: Eukaryota; Metazoa; Chordata; Actinopteri; Scombriformes; Scombridae. Gene Ontology annotation, molecular function: arylsulfatase activity. The coding region runs from base 26 to 1540 and encodes 504 amino acids.
UCAGUCUGAUGUGAGAGGAAGCAGAAUGGGGCACACCCGCUUCGCCUUUCUCAGUAUUUUGUUUUUUAGUUUGCUUUUUUGCUCCUGUGCUGCUUCACCGCCGAACUUCGUGCUCCUUUUCGCAGAUGAUUUGGGUUUCGGAGACUUGGGAUGUUACGGACACCCCAGUUCACUCACUCCAAAUCUGGACCGUCUGGCAGCUGCAGGACUCCGCUUCACAGAUUUCUACUGUACCAGUCCCGUGUGCAGCCCAUCCAGGGCAUCGUUGCUGACGGGGCGCUAUCAGACCCGCUCAGGUAUCUACCCAGGAGUGUUGUAUCCAGGCUCAAUAGGUGGUCUUCCCCUGAAUGAGACCACCAUUGCCGAAGUACUGAAACCCCUGGGCUAUACUACUACUGCUGUAGGGAAGUGGCACCUGGGAGUUGGAUCUAAUGGGAUGUUUCUUCCAACCAAGCAGGGGUUUGAUCAGUACCUAGGGAUCCCCUACUCCCACGACAUGGGCCCGUGUCAUAACCUGACUUGUUUCCCUCCAGAUGUUAAGUGUUUUGGACUAUGCGAUGUUGGCACGGUAAUGGUCCCGCUAGUGUACAAUGAUGUCAUCAAACAGCAACCAGUCAAUUUCCUGGAUCUGGAGAGGGCUUACAGUGACUUUUUAACCAAUUUCAUCACUACAGCAGCCAAGAAGAAACAACCGUUCUUCCUCUACUACCCUUCCCAUCACACCCACUACCCCCAGUAUGCAGGUCCACGAGCAGCCAGGCAAUCUUUGAGGGGCCCAUUUGGAGAUGCACUGUUGGAGUUUGACAACACCAUUGGAAACCUCCUAGAAACCUUGGAAAAGACUGGAGUGAUAAACAACACGCUGGUCUUCUUCACAUCUGACAAUGGGCCUGAACUGAUGCGCAUGUCCCGUGGAGGAAAUGCUGGCCUUCUGAAAUGUGGGAAAGGCACCACAUAUGAGGGGGGCAUGAGAGAGCCAGCCAUUGCCUUCUGGCCAGGGACCAUCCAGCCAGGUGUGACUCAUGAGAUGGCCAGCACUCUGGAUAUCCUACCCACUAUCGCAAGCCUGGCAGGAGCUAAAUUACCCCAGGUGCAACUGGAUGGGGUUGAUAUGACAGAAAUCCUUCUCAAAAAAGGACCGAGCAAAAGGGAGACGAUGAUGUUCUACCCAACAGAUCCCAGCGAAAUGUAUGGCCUGUUUGCUCUCAGGCUAGGGAAGUACAAGGCUCACUUCUACACACGAGGUGCUACCCACAGCGGCACCACCCCUGACAAAGACUGUCCGGUAUUUGCAGUCCUCAAGGCCCACGACCCCCCUCUUAUUUUUGACCUUGAGGCUGACCCCUCUGAGAACUACCCACUCCCCUUGGUGGGAAGACCUGACCUCCAAACCCUACUGGAGAGGAUUAAAAAAGUCAAGGAGCAGUUUGAAGCCUCCAUGGUGUUUGGAGAAAGUCAGAUAUCAAAAGGAACGGACCCGCAGCUGGAGCCUUGCUGCAAUCCUCAAUGUAGCCCCAAACCCACCUGCUGCCAUUGUUGAUGGGACAAUGGAGGUACUGCACUGAUAUUUCUCAAGAUUGCUCAGUGAGAGCACUAAAUGUUGAUUUUGUAAUGGUCUAAUGAUGCAUCGCUACUUGUGGACAGUUGCUUUAAUCAUUGUUCAUACUUAAAAGUUCUGUGACAUUGCAAAUAAACAGUUUCCUCAAUGAGGAACAUGAAUAUAAACAUAAUUUUUAAAAGGGUUAAUAAUGACUUAAUUUACAAUGAAUGUGUAACAAUGUACUGUAUAUAUUUUUACUAGUUCUCCUUUACAUGUUUUACUAUGCACAAAUUAAUAAUCAUAAACAUUUGAAUCAGUUUAUGGCAUUUCAUCUGAAAAUGUUUUACAGAUCAUUUUAAUUACAGAAAACAAUCAAGAGCAGAUAUGAACAAUAAAGACAACAGUAAAGGUUUUGGACAUCAAGCAUAUAUUUUAUUCAUAAGACCAAACUCAUGACAAUGCAGAGUGAUUUUUUUUGUCAUUUUUUCUUUGUUUUUUCCCUUGAAUUUUACAAGUCCUUGCUUUUAAAGAUACAAGAUAGGAUAUGUUUUGUUCUGUCACAUACUGUUUUGCUCUAGGUAUACAGUGAAGAGUCUUGUUAAUGUAAUAAAGUCAAAAGUUUGGUUUAAUUGUUAAUGUAUGUUUCAGCGACUAUAUGGGAAUAGAUCAUCCUCAGAGGUUGUUUUUGUGUAGCUGUGUGGAAAGAAGGAUUUGAACUAGGCUGUAACAAGAUAGAAAAACAUAAUCAGAAGCAAAGAGAUACAGAUCAGAGAUGGCUCAAACUGUUGGAGCUCAAAGGCAAUUACUAUAAUUGGCAAGGCGCAAUAAUAGUUUUCCAACGGCAGCUGACUCAGUCACUAUUCAGCUCUAACAGCAGAUUGGUCAGUGGUCUGGUGGGUGUGUCUCACACUAAUGAUGUCACAUCUCACAAAUGCGCCCUAAAUGUGCUGCUGAAGCCUAUCUGUAAAGUUAUGUAGCUGGCAAGAACCCAAAUUUCACCUGUGUGACAGAUACCUUGUGUAAAAACAUAAG